UUUUUUUGUAUCAUUUCUGUAUUCAAUUUUUUAAUUCUUUCAUAACCCCAUUGGGUGUUUUUUAAAACUAAAUUAACAUGGCUCGAAUGAACCGCCCUGCUCCUGUGGAAGUCACAUACAAGAACAUGAGAUUCCUUAUUACACACAAUCCAACCAAUGCGACCUUAAACAAAUUUAUAGAGGAACUUAAGAAAUAUGGAGUUACCACAAUAGUAAGAGUAUGUGAAGCAACUUACGACACUACUCUUGUGGAGAAAGAAGGCAUUCAUGUUCUCGAUUGGCCUUUUGAUGAUGGUGCACCACCAUCCAACCAGAUUGUUGAUGACUGGUUAAGUCUUGUGAAGAUGAAGUUUCGUGAAGAACCUGGCUGCUGUAUUGCUGUCCAUUGCGUUGCAGGCCUUGGCAGAGCUCCAGUGCUUGUUGCCCUAGCAUUAAUUGAAGGUGGAAUGAAAUAUGAAGAUGCAGUACAGUUCAUAAGACACGGCGUGGAGCUUUUAACAGCAAGCAACUUUUGUAUCUGGAGAAGUACCGUCCUAAAAUGCGGCUGCGCUUCAAGGAUUCCAAUGGUCAUAGAAACAACUGUUGUAUUCAAUAAAACUGGGGUGCCUGGUGCCAUUGCCUUGGAAGUGGAACUUCAGAUGGGAUGUGAUUUGUCAUACAUAAUUAACCAACGUAUGGGCUUAUUGAAUAAGUCUACUGAAGCUUCCACAGUAAUAUUGAAAACCAGUUUUACCAGGCCACAAGCUUGACAGAAUUGCAACCUCUAUAUUUGGGUUUGAUCAACCUGUUUGGACAGUUAGCAAAAGAUCUUUGCUGGUCAGCAUUUAAAAUGUGCUUAUUAUUUGUACCAAUUCACCUUUCCUAAUAUACGGUAUUGAGUUAUGUCCUUAAAUGUACCCCUGUGCCAGAGUAUUAUUAGUAUAUAAGGAAUUUAGAAAGAUUAGGUGCCAAAAGACCCAGCACAAUACCUGUAUAUUUUUAGCAUCAUACAGAACCAAAAUUCCAGGAACUAAGAACACUUUAGACCUUCCAUGGUUUAUUCCUUCAGUCAUUUCAAACACUGCAGGGCUUCUCUCCUUAUCUGCCUGCUCACUCUGUUUACAUCUCCCACACUCAUACCAGUGUGCAUCAGGUUUGCUUAGCCAUCAAUAUUUUUUUAGGAAGUCUUGUGCUGAUUAUUUAAUGUCUUUGUCUUAUUUUGUGCUGUUAUGAGAAACCUCCAUUUGAAAAUCGAUUUGUUACAGAAGCACAUUUCUUCAAUAAUGUCUCCAAACAAAAAGCCUUAUAGUUAAUUGAAUGUUUGCACCCAAAGGUGCAACUUAACUUAACAGGGAGGGCCUGAUGAAAGAACGGGAGGAGGCUAUUAAAUGUUUUAGUAAAAUGUUGCCUUUGUCCUGUGCAGAACAUGUAGAAUACGCUCUUUAAUUUAGUAAAUAUUUUUAAAAGGUAGACACAUUGUUGUAGCUAACCAAUUCUGAAUCAAAAUUUCUGAAAUUCUUUUUUCCAAUACCUGUCAGAAUAUGUUUUCCAACUUGCUUGAAUUAUGGUUUUCCCCUCUCUUCCCAACCUCUGGCAAAAAAGACGUGGGGUCUGCUAAUGAACUAGCAGACACAUUUUAUAUGCCUUUUCAGCCAUGUCACUUAAUAAUUGGAUACUUGAUCAUUUGUUUUAUUAUGUAAUCGAUAAAAUGCUGAUGUGUAUUGUUAGUUCAGCCAUAUAUUUAUACUGUCUGGGAAUGUGUGGUUAUAGUUCUGUGGGAGAAAUAAUUUGUCAGUGUUCACCAGCUUGUAAAAACUUAGUGCAAGAGCUUCAACAUCUAAGUAAAUGCAUUUGUCACUGAGGUUAUUUUGCUUAAAAUUAACUUAUUUUGUAGAAAACAAUGGAUUCAGUUAAUAUUUGAAUUUAUGAACAAAUUUGUUAGGGUUAUGGGCACUGUUGAAUACCAAGUGCUUUUUAUUAUAAAUUUUACUCUUUAAAGGUCUAGAUAAUUUUGAACCAAUUGAAUGUUGUGUACUGAGGGAAAACAGUUUGUAAUAGAUGAUGACCUUGAUUUUUAAGAUUCAGUCCCAUCAGUCAAUGGUUUUGUGCAGUUUCCGAUCCAGUUUUCUCAUUUUUAAGUUGAUUACAUGCCUGUAUAUAUUUUGAAAUUAAUUUGAACCUGAGUAUUUGGCACAUGAUGGCUUAAUAAAUUUUAACUUUCAAUAA
Molecule: messenger RNA, 2205 nt
Organism: Peromyscus eremicus (cactus mouse)
Lineage: Eukaryota; Metazoa; Chordata; Mammalia; Rodentia; Cricetidae
Gene: Ptp4a1
Product: protein tyrosine phosphatase 4A1
Exons: 5
Coding region: 78-749 (223 amino acids)
Biological process (GO): protein dephosphorylation
Cellular component (GO): nucleus
Molecular function (GO): protein tyrosine phosphatase activity; protein tyrosine/serine/threonine phosphatase activity
Source: RefSeq, a predicted model, not a curated record